ACUUGUCAAAACAAAGAUACAAACGUAAAUAAACAAAAUAAAUUAAAAAAUAUUUUGUUAUUGCAGAUUUAAUCACUUAAAGCGAUCAGAAUCAUAUUUUCAAUUAAACUUCACUAACUACUCUAUGAUAUUUUCAGAACAAUGUACCAACGUACUUACAUUGUGUUUCAUUAUUCCUGAAGCAUCAAUAGGGGUCAUCUAUUAACCUGAAGAUGUUACCUCAAGAUCGGUCAUAGGUUGCGUUUAUGAUUAGCGGUAAUCUGUCGGGCGCAGUAUGUGAGUUGCUCCAUCCGUCGGCGCAUGAUCGAGCAUCCAGUCACCGUCGCCGGGCGUCAGUACCUCCAACGCCCUCGACGCUACCGCACGUCUCUCGGUUCCAACGCCACCUCAUAGCGGGCUGCACAAAUAAUGACUGACACCACCCCCGAAACGCGGCUCCCCAAAUAAGUUAAGGGCGACAACCCUCCGUACGUUAAGUUAUGGCCGGAACGCGCGCGCUAUUCACAACUCACGGUUUAAAAUCCAAUAAAUUAUAGUGGUUCUGUUUGUUUGAGUUCUGUGAAAAAGACGUUAAUACUAUACCAGUUUGAAAUACCGAGAAAAUUUAUAACAAGAGAAAAGUACUCUGUUCAAAAUGAUACAGGACAGCGAGAACUCCGCUCUGACUGAGCAAAUUGCCGCUUUCAAGAGCGACCCAGAGAAACUCCGGGAGGCCACUGAAUUUGUAGACCAACUCAUACAGCAAGCAAAGAAAGAGGCUGAACUAAAACAAAAAGAGAAAGACAGAAGUAAAUUCGAAUCGUCUGAUGCUAGUUCAGGUAAUUUGAAGAGGCGACUGGGCCGGGCGCGAGGCUUCGUGCUUCGUAUGUUCGACGCGCUGUGCAACUGCACACAAACUGCAGCGGCCGCGGCCCGCACCACGGCCCGAAACAACCCCUUCACGAAGCGUUAACCCGAUCACAUAAUGUCACCUGGAUUGUGUAUUCGUUAAUUUCUUUGUCUCAACCUUUGCUUAGAAUGUUACCUGCAAC
This is a messenger RNA of Spodoptera frugiperda (fall armyworm), 1031 nucleotides long. RefSeq lists its product as uncharacterized. The record is from RefSeq and is a predicted model, not a curated record. The coding region runs from base 635 to 952 and encodes 105 amino acids. The transcript has 3 exons. Lineage: Eukaryota; Metazoa; Arthropoda; Insecta; Lepidoptera; Noctuidae.